This is a messenger RNA of Manihot esculenta (cassava), 2072 nucleotides long. RefSeq names its product WRKY transcription factor 1. The record is from RefSeq and is a predicted model, not a curated record. Gene Ontology annotation, molecular function: sequence-specific DNA binding; DNA-binding transcription factor activity. Gene Ontology annotation, biological process: regulation of DNA-templated transcription. Lineage: Eukaryota; Viridiplantae; Streptophyta; Magnoliopsida; Malpighiales; Euphorbiaceae. The transcript has 5 exons. Bases 464 to 1936 code for a protein of 490 amino acids.
AAAUCGCAACCCAAAAUCCCAAUCAGACCUAGAACUAGAAGGAGAGCACAGAUUCUUAAACUGUCACCUCACCACAUUCGAUCAUUUUCCCUGCUCUUCUUCCCCUUCCCCAAUCUCUCUCCACUCUCCAGUCUCCGAUUAUGGAUUAAAAUUUUCCCCCUUUUUUGUCCCUUAAUUUUAUUUUUGAUAACCUCAAGGCCUUCCAACUUGCUUAAACUUACACUCUCACUAGCCUAAACUUCUCGAACCUUCCACUUGCCGGUUGGGAUCCGGAGACCGGUGUGAUCUGCGGCCCUGAUUCGAAGUCAAAAUUCAACCGGUUUCACGUGGAAGCGGGAGACCCUGAUCAUCCCUCUGCUUCAAGGUAUGAAACAACCAACAGCAUAUAGCAUUUAUUUCAGUUUGUGGUCAAAUUGCGUUAAUGGCUCUUUGAGUUGAUUCUGUUAUAAUUUCCAGAGCUCAGAUGGUUUCUUCAAGAGAAGGUACAGAUGAAUUUGCUUCUGAUGAAUUGCAGAAAAGUCAGGGUCCAGAUGAUGGCAGUAACGUAAUACAACAGAUUGAUGAUAGUGGAGUUUGUACAUCACAAAAUGAAGAAGUCACACCUGUUACCCCUGAGAAGUCACUGCAGGAUACUAAUCCUGGGGCCCAUAUAUCACAGGUAGAUAAAGAAGAAAGUAUCUCCUCUACAAUACUGCAUAAAGUCUCACACACCCCUGGCAUUAGCUCCAGUUCCUUGCAAUCUUCUGGUCAGGAAGGAAGAACUAUAGUCCGUGAAAAAGUGUCAGAAGAUGGAUAUCAUUGGCGAAAAUAUGGACAAAAACUUGUUAAAGGAAAUGAAUUCGUUCGGAGCUAUUACAAAUGUACACAUCCAAGCUGUCAAGUGAAAAAGCAAUUGGAACGCUCACAGGAUGGCCAGAUUGCAGAUAUUAUUUACUUGGGUCAGCAUGAUCAUCCUAAACCUGAACAUAAUCUUCCGCUAGUGACUGGAUUUGUGCUGUCUGUUGCUGAAGAAAGAGGUGAUGUACCUUCAUCAACUGGCACAGAAGAAGAUCAUGUACCUCAUCCGCUCAAGGCUACAAGUACCUCCCAGAUUUCAGUUGGUACUACAAAUGAACAUGUAAAAAAUGCACUGUCAGAAUCAGAUAAGAUAAAGGAUGAAGUUGAUAGUGACGAUGAUCCGCAUUCAAAACGACAAAAGAAGGGCAAUCAUAAUGUUGAACCUACUGCUGUAGAUAAGCCAACUAAUGAACCACGUGUUGUUAUUCAAACUUUAAGCGAGGUACAUAUUGUGAAUGAUGGAUACCGUUGGCGCAAAUAUGGGCAGAAAUUGGUUAAAGGAAAUCCAAAUCCAAGGAGCUACUACAGGUGCUCCAGUCCUGGGUGCCGCGUUAAGAAGCAUGUAGAGAGGGCAUCUCAUGACCCAAAAGUGGUUAUAACCAGUUACGAGGGACAACAUGAUCACGAUAUACCUCCUUCAAGGACAGUAACUCAUAAUGCAACUGGUCCAAGCACAUAUACUACUACCAUCCGCAGUGGUGAAUCAGGCGUUAAAUCAGGAGGUAGUGAUAUGAUUGUUCACAACAGUUUGGAUCCAAGUGGAAACUCAGAGGAGCAUCUGAAUACUGAGUCGAGAUGUAGAAAUGAUGCAAGUGGCACUGAUAUGGUUAUCCAUUCAGGUUCUGGUGACGAUAGUAAAUCAAAUGAGCUGAUGAAUGACAAGCCAGUUGCUCCAGGAGGAAGUGAUGCUGCUAUCAUUGACGUAGUUGUUGAUGCCAGUUCAGUUUCUGGGUGUCGAUCAAAUGAUCAACAUGAUUGUGACUCUAGAAAUGAAUCGAAAGUGAACUGUGCUGCUUAUAGUGCUCAUACCAUUAAUCCAGGGUCAGAAACUAAUCCAAAUGAGCAACACAGGCCCAAUGCGGAACCUGUCCAAAGCUAAUAGAAGCAUAUUAUUCCUGGGAGAUAGAAAGCACAUCCAGCUAUGUAAAUUAUUACAAUAGAUCAAAUAAUCCUUAAUGUAUAGGGCCUCAGAGACAUCUAAUAUAUAACAAACUUCCAAUUUUUUACUUGAUCCA